AUGGAGCUCUCGGCUGCCUGGCACACGCUCAGCACCGCGCUGGUGCCGCCCGCCGCGCUGGGGCUGGUGAGCGGGCACCGCGCGGGCCCUCCCGGGUCGUUGCGCUCCGCCGGGCCCGGGGCAGGCCCGACCCGCCGGCCCCGGGAUGCUCCGGCCUCGGCUCCUCCGCGGCCAGGCCUCUCCGGCUCUGGGUCCGCGGGGCGGGUGGGAACGGCCGGGGCCGGGGGGAACCGGCAGGAGCUGAGGGAGGAGCUGCCGGCGCUGGGGGAACAACGGCCGGGGCUGAGGGAGAAACGGCCGGGGCUGGAGGAGGAACGGCCAAGGCUGGGGGAACAACGGCCGGGGCUGAGGGAGAAACGGCCGGGGCCGGGGGAGGAACGGCCAAGGCUGGGGGAACAACGGCCGGGGCCGGACCCCGGCAGGUCGCCAUGGAAGAGCAGCAUUCCCCCAGUGCAGUCUGACAGCAGAGUCCCUGUGCGCUCUGUCAAAUGCUUAACUCGUGUUCUCUCUGCUUUCCAGGCAGCCCCGAGGCCCGAGGCUGCGGGGCCGCUGCAGGAUGCCGAGCUCCGGGCAGCCCUGGACGUGCUGCGGUGCUAUGACUUGCACUCCAUCGUGGAGGAGUGGUUCAUCGAGGUGCUGCAGACUGACCUGCAGGCGAAUAUCGCCCCCGAGUUCUGGAACUGCAUUGGCCAAUAUGAGAGCACGGCCGAGGAGCCCCAGUGCGCCGCGCUGCUCCUGGAUGCAUUCAGUCUGCUCAAGUGCCACCUGGAGCCCUACAUGAACAGCCUGGAGCUCCUGGAGCAGUGGACCAAGGCAGGCCUGCUCCUGGGCACAGGUGCUCAGACACUGCAGGAGAAGGUCUACACCAUGUUCAAAGCUAUCCUUUUCUUCUCCACGACCAAAUCGUUCCAGGAGAUGAUCCAGCAGUUCUACAGCCGUACAUUCAGGAUAUACAUGCGGCAAUGGAAGAAAGGAGAAGAUGGAACGAACGAGUGUGAGAGCAGCAUGAGUGAGACCGAGCAGGAGAGUGACCCAGAGGAGGGUGGAGGAGAGGGCCAGCUCUGUGCAGGCUGCAGCAGCAAGAGGGAGCAGUGCUGGUGCCCUGAAGCCAUGGAGCAGUUCCAGCAGCUCAAUGACAUUCUCCGCCGGCUGAACUUGCUGGAGAGGGUGAGUGCUGACGCCGUCACCACCAUCUUGCACAGGAUGAUCGAGGAGAGGAUGGAGCAGCGCUGCCGUGGGGAGUACGAGCACUCCUUCCUCAACGAGUUCCAGGAGUGGAUAGAGAAGGUGAUUGGGUGGCUCAGCAGGGUGUUCCUGCAGGAUGGUCCCCUGGCUCAGUCCUCCCCAGAAGCCAGCAGCACCCUGAAGCGCUGGCGCUGCCAUGUCCAGAGGUUCUUCUACCGCAUCUACGCCAGCAUGCGCAUCGAGGAGCUCUUCAGCAUCAUCCGAGAUUUCCCAGAGUCAAAGCCUGCUGUAGAGGAUCUCAAGUUCUGCCUGGAAAGGACUAACCAGAGGCAGCAGCUGCUCAGCUCCCUGAAAAGUGCUCUGGAAAUGAGACUUCUGCACCCUGGAGUCAACACCUCCGACAUCAUCACUCUGUAUAUCUCAGCCAUCAAGGCCCUGCGGGAGCUGGACCCUUCCAUGGUUAUCCUGGAGGUGGCCUGUGAGCCCAUCAGGAAGUACCUGAGGACUCGGGAGGACACGGUGCGGCAGAUCGUGGCUGGCCUCACGGGGGAUGCUGAGGGCUCGGGUGACCUGGCAAAUGAGCUCUCCAAAGCUGACCCAGUGACCCUGGAGAACGGCCAGGAGAGUGAUGAUGACAUCUCAGAGCCAGGGGACUGGGUUCCUGACCCAGUCGAUGCAGAUCCAGGGAAAUCGAGCUCCAAGCGUCGCUCCUCAGACAUCAUCAGCCUCCUGGUGAGCAUCUACGGCAGCAAGGACCUGUUCAUCAACGAGUACCGCACGCUGCUGGCUGACCGACUGCUGCACCAGUUCAACUACAGUGCUGAGAGGGAAAUCCGCAACGUGGAGCUGCUGAAGCUGAGGUUUGGUGAAGCUCAGAUGCACUACUGUGAAGUCAUGUUAAAAGACAUGGCCGACUCGCGGCGCAUUAACGCCAACAUUCGGGACGAGGAGGAGAAGCUCCCUGAGGAGGAGAGGCCUCCCUUCAGCCUCGUGGCUGUGAUCCUGUCCAGUGAAUUCUGGCCACCACUCAAAGAGGAGAAGCUGGAGCUUCCAGAGCAGGUCAAGGAAGCCAUGGAAGCAUAUUCCAAGAAGUAUGAGAAAUUAAAGGCCAUGAGGACCCUGAACUGGAAGUACCACCUGGGGCUGGUGAGCCUGGAUGUGGAGCUGGCUGAUCGCACGCUCUCGCUGUCCGUGUCUCCUGUGCACGCUGCCAUCAUCCUGCACUUCCAGACCAAGAGCACCUGGACGCUGACAGAGCUGAGUGAAGUGCUCAAGGUGCCCGUGACGUCUCUGAAGAGGAAGAUGACACUGUGGCUGCAGCAGGGAGUCCUGCGGGAAGAGCCCGAGGGCACCUUCACCGUCAUUGAGGAGGAGCAGAAGGACCAGGUGGAGAAGGUUGUUCUGAUUGACAGUGACGAGGAGGGGGACUCUGCCAUGGCCUCACAGGCUGACCAGAAGGAGGAGGAGCUGCAGCUAUUCUGGACGUAUAUCCAGGCCAUGCUGACCAACCUGGAGAGCCUGUCCCUGGAGAGGAUUCACAGCAUGCUCAAGAUGUUUGUGAUGACCGGCCCCGUGGUCACUGAGAUCGAUAUCCAGGAGCUGCAGGGAUUCCUGCAGAAGAAGGUCCGGGACCAGCAGCUCAUCUACUCGGGGGGUGUCUAUCGCCUGCCCAAGAACUGCAAUUAAAGAGCUCACCUGAGUGUCCCUGCCCCCCUGGGCACUCCUGCCUGUGCCUGAGCUCUGUUCCAGAGUGCCACCAGCUCUCAGUGUCCUGCUGGGGGGGUUUUCUGUCCUGGGGGUUUGCUGUACCCCCUUCCCCAUACAGGUGUCACUUUCCACAUGGAGGCAACUCACCAGCAGCCUGGACACCCCGCAAUGUCUGGGUCUGCCCCCACAUUCUUUCCUACCCUACAUCAGUGCCUGGGCCCACCUCCCUGGUUAAUAAAUAACUGUAGGCUCCUUUUUCCAA
This is a messenger RNA of Sturnus vulgaris (Common starling), 3154 nucleotides long. The record is from RefSeq and is a predicted model, not a curated record. Lineage: Eukaryota; Metazoa; Chordata; Aves; Passeriformes; Sturnidae.